Messenger RNA from Fomitiporia mediterranea MF3/22, 492 nucleotides. RefSeq lists its product as uncharacterized. The transcript has 3 exons. The coding region runs from base 300 to 473 and encodes 57 amino acids. The record is from RefSeq and is a predicted model, not a curated record. Lineage: Eukaryota; Fungi; Basidiomycota; Agaricomycetes; Hymenochaetales; Hymenochaetaceae.
CGAGUGUGUGUAAAGUAUGGGAGAGGCGGGUGAAUGCCGGACUGAAUAGCACUGGGAGAACUUCAGCUUCAUUAUAUACUGUCGUCACCAGCUUCUGUUGACUAUCCUCGGCAUUGCUGGGAGAACGCAGCGCAGUUGCCCAGAAGUGCCGGAUGUAACAAAGGGAAAACAAGGUAGCGACAAACACUGCUGCAGAACAGACUAAACGUUGAUCAAGCAAUGUCUGUAAAAAUAUUGUUGCAAGGACGGAGAUAUUGUCAAGUUUUGUUCCAGAUAUGCGUUGCGUGUAGCAAGUAUUGAUGAUGAAACAGAUCGUCGAGGCAUUUUCCAAUCCGAUCAGAUGGAGUAAUCGAACUUGCACGAGGUCGUAUGAGUAUCUGCACGGACACAAGUUUUCACGAUCACCUCAUGUCAAUGUUUGUUUCAUGUUGCAUGGUAACACGGCGAAUAACACAAAGAGACGGCGUUUGUAGUAGACCACCAGAACUAAGU